CCAGCCCAGCCUCAGUCCGCACAGCCGCUGGCCACGUCUCAAAACACGGCGACACCGGGCAGAGGCUCCGAGCUGCGGGAGGAGAGGACUGAGCACUGGCUCCGGCUCCUGGCACCACGACCGAGAACACGGCUGAAGCUCACCUUCACCUGUCUGUAGCCUGGGAGAUAAUGAUAAGAUAAGAUAUUAAACCUAAAGGUAAAGUCUCCCUUUCUAUUCUUACAGCUGAGGGAACACACAGCUCCACAGAGGGUGAAGAUAAAAAGCUCCACAUAAAGCAGCAGAAAGAUCGUCGGCCAUGAUGCCCCGCUGCAGAGUGAAUCUCAGCACCAUGAUCUUCCUGGUCAUCCUCCAGGGGGCGGCGGUGGUGCUGUUCUGCGGCUGGUACGUCCAGCUCAGCCCCUGCGGCUCCCCCCCCUCCAAUGGCGGCAAAGUUCAUGUCCUGCUGCUGUCCUCCUGGAGAUCAGGCUCGUCUUUCGUGGGGCAGGUGUUCAGUCAGCACCCGUCUGUCUUCUACCUGAUGGAGCCAGCGUGGCACGUGUGGACCAAGCUGCAGAAGCACGGGGCGCGGGCGCUGCGCAUGGCGGUGAGGGAUCUGUUACGGAGCGUGUUCCAGUGCGACAUGUCUGUGAUGGAGGCCUACAUGCCGGAGCAAAUCAACAUGUCCUUUUUGUUUAUGUGGAGUCACAGCAGAGCGCUGUGCUCACCGCCGGCCUGUCCUCUCACCCCCCGCAACCAGUUCAGCAACCAGACCCAGUGCUUCAAGGCCUGUGAUGCUCAAGGCCUGCAGGGGGCCAAGGACGCCUGCGGCAGUUACAGUCAUGUAGUACUAAAGGAAGUGAGAUUCUUUGAGCUAGAAUCCCUCUACCCGCUGCUGCAGGAUCCAAACAUAGACCUCCGCAUCAUCCACCUGGUCAGGGACCCGCGGGCCGUGGUGCGGUCCAAAGAGGCUUCAGCCAACGCCUUCGUGUACGAUAACUCUGUGGUCUUGGAGCAGAGGAACGUCCCAGCGGCAGAGGUGCAGUACCAGGCCAUGCAGGAGAUCUGCCGUAGCCACGUGCGCAUUCAUGAGAGGGCCAUCCUGAAGGCCCCUCCGUUUCUGAAAGGCCGCUACAAAAUGGUGCGCUACGAGGAUGUGGCGCGCAACCCUCUCGACGAGAUAAACGCCAUGUAUGAGUUUGUAGGUCUAGAGAUGACCGAACAGCUGCAGGAAUGGAUCUUCAAGGUGACGCACGGAAAAGGCAAAGGCUCCAAGAAAGAUGCCUUCGAAAUCUCGUCACGAAACGCCGCUGACGUCUCGCAAGCUUGGCGCACCGCGCUGCCUCACAGCAAGGUCAAACGCAUCCAGGAAGUGUGUAAAGGGGCCAUGUCGUUGCUCGGGUACAGAACGGUUAACAGUGAAAAAGAACAGAAGAGGCUUGACAUAGAUCUACUCGUGCCCCGGGAACCGUAUCAGUUCAGCUGGUUGCCAGCUAAGACAGAGCAUCCCGAUAAUGCUUAAAUUACCUUCUGUUUCUGAAUAGCGAAGACACCAAAAGACUACACUGGACUGAAGUCCAUGUUCUUCAUAGUCUUUAAUAAGUGCUACAACUGAGGGAACACUGGCCUGAUUUCCCUGGUUAAAGCUUUGAUUUGUCAGUAGAGUGAUGGGAUUUAAAUGUAAAAUGACAGAACAGCAAUAUUGAAUGCAAGGGCCAACAAAUAAUGCCCCGGCCACACGAGGACGAAAACGGCUAAACGCAUAGGAUUAACGCAAACGCAAUCGCAAAAAAGCUUCCGUCCACACCAUAGGUCCACACGCAAUAGUCAUCCGGAUA
Messenger RNA from Gymnodraco acuticeps, 1817 nucleotides. It is a transcript of the gene chst6, whose product is annotated as carbohydrate sulfotransferase 6. Gene Ontology annotation, cellular component: Golgi membrane. The record is from RefSeq and is a predicted model, not a curated record. NCBI's taxonomy places the organism in Eukaryota, Metazoa, Chordata, Actinopteri, Perciformes, Bathydraconidae. The transcript has 3 exons. Gene Ontology annotation, biological process: carbohydrate metabolic process; N-acetylglucosamine metabolic process; sulfur compound metabolic process. Gene Ontology annotation, molecular function: N-acetylglucosamine 6-O-sulfotransferase activity. Bases 299 to 1501 code for a protein of 400 amino acids.